Euleptes europaea (tarantolino) is the source of this 1878-nucleotide messenger RNA. RefSeq names its product carboxyl-terminal PDZ ligand of neuronal nitric oxide synthase protein-like. Bases 13 to 1875 code for a protein of 620 amino acids. The transcript has 11 exons. Gene Ontology annotation, molecular function: nitric-oxide synthase binding. NCBI's taxonomy places the organism in Eukaryota, Metazoa, Chordata, Lepidosauria, Squamata, Sphaerodactylidae. The record is from RefSeq and is a predicted model, not a curated record.
GCCGCCUCCGCCAUGCCGGUCAAGCUCAAGAACCGCUACAACCUGGUGGACGACGCGGGGGACUCGCGGGUGCCGCUGCACAACGAGGAAGCCUUCCAGCACGGCAUCCACUUCCAGGCCAAGUACAUCGGAAGCUUGGACGUGCCAAGACCCAACAGCCGUGUGGAGAUUGUCGCAGCAAUGAGAAGGAUCCGGUAUGAAUUCAAAGCCAAGAAUAUUAAGAAGAAGAAAGUGAGCAUUGUCGUCUCUGUAGAUGGGGUGAAGGUGAUUCUGCGCAAGAAGCAGAAGAGGAAGGAAUGGUCCUGGGAUGAGGGCAAGAUGGUGGUGAUGCACGAUCCGGUUUACAGAAUCUUCUAUGUAUCCCACGACUCCCAGGACCUAAAGAUAUUCAGCUACAUUGCCAGGGACGGCACCAACAACUCCUUCCGAUGCAACGUCUUCAAAUCUAAGAAGAAGACUCAGGCCAUGCGUGUGGUGCGGACAGUGGGCCAAGCCUUUGAGGUGUGUCACAAACUGAGUCUCCAGCAUGCGCUCCAGAAUGCGGAUGGGCAGGCUGAUGGCGCCAGCAACAAUUCAGUGGAAGAUCCACAGUUGGAAGGACUCCAGUUGGAAGGGCCUCCCAUGGCUGACAGAGAAAACAUCACUGCCGACUCUGAGGGGCUGCAUGUUCCCGACUGCGGGGCCUGUGAGCUGCCCUCAGCCAUGCCAGACCUGGGAGGGCUGAAACCUGGGCAGAGCCUGAAGGAAAGGAGCAGCCAGGACAGCGAGAGCUGCUCUCUUCACCCCUCCGCUACACAGGCCUUGGUGAGCCCCGCCAGCCCCAGUUCCUCUGCCUCAGUCACCCCCCUUGCUUCCCAGCACUGCCUACAGCUCCUUCAGCACCAGCUCCUCCAGCAGCAGCAACAGACCCAGGUGGCCGUUGCCCAGGUGCAGCUGUUGAAAGACCAGUUGUCGGCCGAGACCACAGCCCGCAUCGAGGCUCAGGCCCGUGUCCGCCAGCUGCUCCUGACCAACCGGGAUCUGCUGCAGCACGUCUCCUUGCUGGUGAAGCAGCUCAAGGAGCUGGAAAUCAAGGUGCAGCUACGGCAUCCGGUUGACCGUUCACUGCAGAACUUGACUUUGGCUCAGUCGCUAUCACUCAAUUUGAAGAACCACUACAGCCUAGAAAUCAACCUGCCCUCCACCUCAACUCCCGCCAGUGUCCUGGGCAGCCCUGUGACACGGCCAAGCACCUAUGAAUCCUACCUGAACCUGGCAAACCUGGAGAAGAGCAGCAAACUGCCCAACAGCGCAGAGAGUGAGGAACGCCUUGUGGUGCUGGAGGGUCCAGAUGGGCUUCGCAGUGUUGAGGGCUCGGAGGCCACCGACUGCAGCAUGCUCAACGGGACCGGACCACAGAAGUGCAACGGCUCAAGUUGCCCCGCGCAAGAGGAGAGAUCACAGCCGUUCAUCCCCAAGCUGAACCCACCUCCACCCACGCUGAGGAGGAGGUCUAGUAAAACCACCUCUCCCAGCCUGGAAUCAGAGAGCAUCCCCCUCAACACCACGGCGAAUCCUGGAACCUCCUCGUUCACCAGCAUCGCCAUCUUCUCCCUCUCUAACUUAGAGUCCGAGUCCAGGACGCAGGGAGGAUGCACUGGUGGCUGUGUAGAAAAAAACAGGGGACAUCUCAGCCAGGAGUGGGCCAGGGAGGACAGAUGUACACUGCUGGCAAAGGGGAUUUUGGGUCAGGUGGAGAAGGGCCCGAUCAGGGACCCGGACAGCACCCUGGACAGCACACGGCCCUUCUCCUUGGCCAGCAAUGACACAUGCUUGCGCAUCAGCCUCUCAGAGGAAGAGUUGGACAAUGCUGGGGCUUGUAUUGCUCGCGCAUAAAGA